AGCCGAUGGCUCCGACCCCGCAUAGUGCCUUGCGGCAGAGAUUUUAAAGGCCAUGGUGGCACAAAGUGUUUUGCUCCAUGGUACGCAUGGUACGGCUCUCCAUGAGGCUACCAGCUUGAUUCGGAGAUGUUGGUGGCCGGAACGCUCCUGUGGAGAGUCUUCCGCAUGUUCGGACAUGCGAAGUUUAUGGGAGAACGCAGACAAGGUAGAUCGUUUGCCUCCACCGGCGCAGUGCGAAAAUCCCAAGUAUUUGGUGACAGGAAGCAGAGAUCGUGCUGGCUUUAUGCAGGGGAAACGCUUGGAUACCUUGACGUUCCCUUCUGAAGAGUGGCACAAAUGCUGCAUGAUCAAUAGUGGCCGGAAGAUGCUGUGUGAAGAUGUCACUGCAAUGCCAUUCUCAGAGCUCAUCAACCAACAUCACGGCAUGUGCGGAACCCACGCCUGCAUGGGAGCGGAUGAGCGAUGCUUGCAUGUGGACCACCAGGAGGAAGAGUUGACCAACCCCAAAAAGGGCGAAUGUCCUGGGUCCUGCUCCAAAGACUGCAUCCGCUCCUCCGAGCGACUCGAGUGCAUUCGCCUAGGGAUGACCACCCAAGAGGGUGGCACGGAGGGUGAUGAUGCUCAAUACGUGCGCGGGAGCUUCAACAAGCCAGAAAAAUACGAAGUCUUUUCUUUGUCAAUGCCCGCUCCUUGGAUGAGAUGGAGCAUGAUGCAAAGGUCUGAACGACAUCGGAGACAUCGUGCCUGGAAUCAUUUCCUCGAUCGGAGAAAACCUUCUCUGAAGUCCAAUGAGAGAUAAAUUUCAAAAACCAAAAGCUGGAAGCAU
This is a messenger RNA of Cladocopium goreaui, 826 nucleotides long. The record is from the annotation of a GenBank genome assembly. Lineage: Eukaryota; Dinophyceae; Suessiales; Symbiodiniaceae.